Euleptes europaea (tarantolino) is the source of this 1207-nucleotide messenger RNA. RefSeq names its product C1GALT1 specific chaperone 1 (gene C1GALT1C1). The record is from RefSeq and is a predicted model, not a curated record. Gene Ontology annotation, molecular function: N-acetylgalactosaminide beta-1,3-galactosyltransferase activity. NCBI's taxonomy places the organism in Eukaryota, Metazoa, Chordata, Lepidosauria, Squamata, Sphaerodactylidae. The coding region runs from base 34 to 984 and encodes 316 amino acids. The transcript has 2 exons.
GCCCCUGCCCGCCCCAGUUUUCUUCUAGAAGCCAUGAUUUCUGAAAGUGGUUCGUUUGUGAAGGGCAUGAUGCUGGGAGGGGUCUUCUGUGUAUUGGUCACUCUUCUUGGACACAUUAAGAUGGACCACAGCACCAAAUCUCAUGAGCACCGCCACCUUCAGGCUCCCAAAAAGGAGGACGUUUUAAAUCUCUCUGAAGAUGAACGUCUGGGUCUUACCCACAGCAUCCGUGUCUACUGUAUCAUCCUUGUCAAACCUAAAGACCUUAGCUACUGGGCAGCUGUGAGAGAGACUUGGAGCAAACACUGUGACAAGGCAGAAUUCUACAGUUCUGAAAAGGUCAAAGUCUUUGACUCCAUUGUGCUUGACACAGAGGACAUGUGGAUAAUGAUGAGGAAAGCAUAUAAACUUGCAUAUGAAAAUUACAAAGAUGACUACAACUGGUUCUUCUUGACCCAUCCCACCACUUUUGCCAUAAUAGAAAACCUCAAAUAUUUUCUCAUGAAUCAAGACUCAUCCCAGCCAUUUUACACCGGCCGUACAGAGACAUCUGGAGACCUGCAGUAUGUGAACGGUGAUGGAGGAAUCAUUUUAAGCACUGAAUCAUUAAGGCGACUUCAUAAAGUUUUUGAUGAUCCGGACAAGUGUCCAGAACAGGGGGGCGUGAUUUGGAAACUGUCCGCAGAUAAACAGUUAGCUGUCUGCUUGAAGUACACUGGGGUGCAGGCUGAAAACGCAGAAGAUUCUGAAAAAAAGGAUAUCUUCAACACCAAGUCAGUUGGUUCUCUUAUUAAAGAGGCAAUGUUAAGCCACCCCCAACAGGUGGUGGAAGGGUGUUGUUCAGACAUGGCUAUCACAUUCAGUGGGUUGGCUCCUAAUCAUAUGCAUGUGAUGAUGUAUGGAGUCUACAGGCUCAGAGCAUAUGGACACAGUUUUAGCGAUGCCUUGGUUUUCCUACCUCCCCCAGGCUCUGAUAAUGACUAAUGAUUCUUUCACCAGAGCAUUGGGUAAUGCAUAUGAAUGGCUGGUCUUAAUGUAUAGCAUCUUUCAACCAACAGCAUGUACAUAAGCUGGUACACAUUUUGUAUUUCAUGGAAUUGGUGUAAUUAUUACUCUUUUGCACAACCUGCUUUUGUAAUCUUUACAGUGGGAAAGGGGGCCCUUUUUAAACAAAAAAACAAACCAUUUUUAUACAGACUUGGCUCAA